AUGUCGAGUGGAUUCGUCGAGGAAAGCGAAUUGGAAAGGGGAAUCAAGACCAGUCAGGUACCACCAGUCGUUGCUGAGGCAGUGAUACCCGAGCAUGGCCAAACUAGCAUCGGCAGGGAAUCGGAGGACAAAAGCGCGACAAUAUCAACAUCUGCAGUGGACGAGGAUGAUAUAGACGCGGUACACGAUACCGGCCAAAUAGGACUUGCUCGACUGAAAAGCUUUGACAGCCGCUUCGACUUUUAUCCGGCUUUCUCCACGGGUAGAUCGCUGGUAUUAGAUUCCCUCGCCGGGCAGAUAUUCCGCAUCAUGAAGAAAAUGGACGCCUACAGAAAGAAGAUUAAGGCGGAACACCAUGUCGAGCCAUGUGAUUUGGGAUGGGGGGAGCGACGCCACAAGAGGUGGGAGAAGUUGACGGUAAAGCUGUGGAAGAAGAUAAAGGAAUAUGACGCUGCGUCCAUCAACGCGAAGACAGUGAACGAGUACGAACGUCCAGGAAAAGACGCUAUUGAGAAGCUGAAGUUCUGGCUUGACAAGAAACUCAAUGCACAGCGUCACAUGUACAAUGAUCAAGACGUGGAUGACUUCCGUAUGCUUGGUCCCAAAAGAGGCCCCAUAAAGAAGCUCGUUCACGAGACACUGCCAACGUCGAGGCUUGCAAGAUUCCUUCUGCGUCCGUUCCGAGCUCGCAGUUCCAAGGCCGAGCAUUUCGAGAGUGUUGAGUACGGCGAGAAGACUUUGAACUGGAUUGGCACGGUGGCCUUCCUGCUAUGUGCGUGCGUGCUUUUCGUCAUUCCAUUAGCUCUCACGGUCUAUUUCGAGGAAAAUAUCACGGUCAAGGUCUCUUUGAUACUGGUCAUGUGUCUCUUGGUCACCAUUCUGGCUCUCGCGACGGAACAGGACGAGGGGCGUCGGCUGCUGCUUCUGUUUGCUUACGUUGCCAUCGUGUGCACGCUGCUGUCGUAG
Molecule: messenger RNA, 966 nt
Organism: Diaporthe amygdali
Lineage: Eukaryota; Fungi; Ascomycota; Sordariomycetes; Diaporthales; Diaporthaceae
Exons: 4
Coding region: 1-966 (321 amino acids)
Source: RefSeq, a predicted model, not a curated record